GCAACUGGGCAGGCGCCCGGUGAUGGCCGUGGCGGGUCCCGCCGACACGUUCCCGAGGGAGCGGCGGGUGCGGAACCUCCUCCGGCGGCCGCACCGGCGCCCUCUUCAACGCCGUGCUGUUCUCCGGAGGGCUGUUAAAAUGGUGCAACUGCCCAGUCAGAUGCUUGCGUAGCUGAAGCAGCAGCCUGGAUUCGAUCCCUGCGCUUUGAGAACGGCACAAACGCUGUGAGUGGCUUGGCUGCGGCGUUUGAGGACCCGGGCUGACAGUCAGUGUAUCUGUUCACUGACGUACUCCCAGAGCAAGAAUCAGAGGAAAUCUGCCAACUUCUUAUGGAGAACAAGUUGCAUCCAGUAACUGUACAGCUUUGCCUACAGCCAGUGUAUCCUGAUUCACAGACUUGAAUGUUAUUUUACUCUUAGGUAAGCUCCACGUCCAUCUCACGUGUCCAGUGUUGUCAUACAGCUAAUAAAGAUCCCUUUGGCUCUCUGCUGCCAAGAUGUCCUGUAACGUAGUAAGUUCAAAAUCUAAAGCUUUCCUGUUUGUGCGUGGAACCCAGAUUCCCUUUGUAUGACCUUGAUAUCCUCAGCAAAAAAGAAUUUUAUUGAUUCUUCCCCAGAGGCUUCCAGUUUCAUGAGGGGGGCUCGUGUGUUGGCAAGGAGAGAAGCUGAUGGCUAUUACUACCUGGGCCACAUUGCCCAAGAGGUGAAGGGCUCCAGAGAACGCUUUUUAAUUGAGUUUGACACAAGUCGCACUCUGAAAGGCAAGGUACAGCUUCACAUGCAGGAAACGCCUCUCUACGACAUUCUCCACUACGAAGAUGCCAGGCGACAGCCUCUUGCUCCAGGAGACAGGGUCUUGGCACCAUGGGAGGCUAGAGCUGAACGUUUUGGCCCAGCCACUGUGCUGAAGGUUAUGGAGAACGAGGAAGCACGUUUAGCACACAACAGAAGAGGAGUGCUUGUGAGCUUCUGGAAUGGGCAGACUAAGGAGGUGUCUUCUGACCAAGCUCUGCGGAUCCCUCUGCCCUUAAGCGAACGCAUCAUCCUAGAACUGCAGAUGCCUUUAGCAGCCAGGAAGAUGGUGGUGGAUUCAAGCUUGGAUUACCCAUACAUUGUGACACCGGGUUAUAGAGCCUCAGGCCAUUACAGGCAGGGUCGCUCACACCUGGACUACUGGCCAAGGGGUCUGUAUUCAACCCAGCCAUGUGCCAAGUGCAGCUGCAGGUGUGCCUCACUUCCCCAUUGCUGCCUUGCAGCCUGGGAACCCACAUGGCCUACAGGGUGUGAAGUGCAGGAAGAAGAUGCCUUCAUCCCAGGAACAAGCUUGACUAAAGAAGAGCACAGCAAGAAAAUAGAAGAGCAGCUGUCUGAAGUGAGGAUUUCUUCAGAAAGUGUUUCCAGAGAGGAAGAGAAAAAGGAAGAUAAGAUAUUGAAGACAGAAAAUGCUCCAAAAGAUGUUCAGUCUUGUUUGGAAGAGGACAAUGAGGAUAUAGAACCUAAGAAGAGUUCUCAGAGGGAGAUGGCUCAUGCUGUGGUUGAUACUGCUGUCAACACAGACAGCUGGUUAAUGGAGACAGUCCACAGGGAAGAACCAGACAGCAGACAGCAGGAUGCUGAAACUGAGGGUCUUUUUGAGUCCAGAGUGGCAGAAGCUCCAAUCCAGCAUUCCCAAAGGAGCCCUUCCCUGGGAACCAGUGCUUUGGUCCCUUUCAGGCGCCAAAGCUUCUUUGACCGAGUGAAUCAAUCGCUAGAGAAAGACAGCCUGACCAUCGAAUCAGCUCUACGUGUACAGAGACCACACAGUGCCUCCAAUGUGCAGGCUAGGAGAUCCACAAAUCUCCUAAAUCUUCUAAAAGACAAAAGCAUUACAAAAUCAAUCCUUAAUGGUGCAUCUCAGGAGAGAUGGAGAGAGAUGGACUUCAACAGAGCCAAGAUUGAGCACAAAAGGUGGCAAAAGGAACGGAGGCAGCUGGAAAGGGAGCAGCAGCAAGAGGCGGAUGGCAUCCGACGCCAGCUGUGCAGGGACAACCAGAGGCAGCGGUUGCGUCAGAGAACAUUGCAAGGGCUGGAGAAACAGCUGGAGCACAAAGACAGAGCUUUGCAGCGCAGGGCACUGCUCCAGGCUGCUGGGGCAGAGAGGAGCAGGAAGGAAUCCUUCUUGUCAGAGGAGGAGAAGAGGAAGGCAAGUGAGAGGCUGCAGUUCUUAAAGACACAGCGUUUGCAGAGAGAGGAGUUGCAGGCAGAACGCAAUGAAAGGAGCUCUGAACAAGAGAAAGAAACGCUGGAUUUCCUCAGGAGCAGAAUGCAGUCACAACAGGAAAUGUUGGAACAAGAAUCACAGGAGCAGGACAGGAAACAAAAAAAGCACCAGGCUGCCAAAGGGAGAGUGUUCCAGAGCAGAGACCGUUCACACCAGAAGAUGGAAAAAGAAGGCCAAAAACUCUGUGACCUCCAGCAGUACCUCAGAGAACAGAAUCUUUUGAUGCUCCGGGCAUCACUGCUAGCGUAAGGAAGCUGCAGCAUGGGUGAGCAGGCCCUUGAGCAGUUCACAGACCUGCUCUGUGUCUUGUAGGUGCGAGUCUUGUAGGUGCUGGAGGUUGGGUGCUUGAGUGCAGUUGUGACAAGUGGAAUUAUGAUUCCUGGAGAAGUCUUUAAUGUCCUUUUCAUUGCAGCCAGAGUGCAUUUUCGCUUUCCUUUACAUGCCUUUCUUUAUGGAGUUAGUAUUGUAGUCCACCUCUGCCAAAUGUUAUUCUGUGACCCUGCUGGCAGACCUGACUCCACAACAAAGAGCUACCUGGGUAUUUAAUAUGGAACACAGCCACGGUGCCAAGUUUCUGCCCCAAAAGCAUCUGAAGGAGGCCGGCUCUUCCCACAGGACUCCAAGGAGUCAGCAACCACAGUGCUGAGUGUUGUAGUCUGAGGCUGGUGAAAGUGUCAUGAGACGAUGCAGAGUGGAGCAACAGAGGACCUGUGAGUUACGAAAGUGAUUGAAAAGGUACAAGAUCAGAGGGGUAUCAGGUUGUAGCUGCUUUCAGGAUGACAAUGACAGGGAAAGGAAUUAGUUAAGUGAGGGCAUGGGCCAUACAAUAGAGUAGGAAGUGAAGAACAAGAAUGAAGGUCAGGAGAAAGGCCCUGGGAAUGAGUCCCUCAAGGGAAGUGGUGCAAGCACAGGGUAAUACAAACCUAACACAGGCUAAUACAAAGUGUCCCAGUGCACAUGAGUUGUAGAGAUCCAUAGGGAAGAAGUCACAAUACAUAUGACACAGUUGUGCUACUUCCUGCCAAAACUGCUGUAAGGGGCAGGGCAGGGAUCCAGUGACAUAAGAGGUGCUUCAGAAAACCCUCCAGCUUGGGCCUCAGGUAAGUGUAGAUCUUCUACUGCCAGGGCAUAUGUACUGUUUGGAAUACAUAGGCCGCUUGCCUAGAGGAAGAACGACUUGUAGAAGCCCAAAAAGAAAGAUAGUUUUUUGGUGACAAGCCACCCUUUCUAGGCAUUGUGAUGAGAAAAAUGUCUGCUCUCUGAGAUACCCGUCUUUGGAGAAUCACCAAACCCAAUGGUGGGCCUGGGGAUCUGUUCUGCCUACGAUCUCGCUUUCAGGCUGGCAGACUCCAAAAGCAGGAAAUCUUAUGUCAGAAAGAUACUCAGAUAUCUUUGCAGAUAGGGUGCCUGGUCAGAAUAAACAGACUUUUUGCUUUUUGUUCACCAUGAAUAAAUGACAAUGCUACAAAGACAAAUGAAUUGGCAAACUGACAGUUAAUAAAUUGCAUAAGAAACCGAGGUAGCCAUACAACUAUAGGAAGAGUUCCCCAUUCAGGCGAUAGCAUAAAACACUAAACGUGACUCCCCUGAUUUUCUAAUUGCUUUACUGACUUUCCUUAACAAAGCCUGUGGUGUCAGCCACUCCCAUGGACAAGCUAUCAGCUUCUCCCCUCCCCUGAAAGGAAAGAGUAAGGCACCUCAAGAGACAGUUUGCUGCAACAGGAAAGGAGAGAAGAGGUUUUUUUAAUGUAUUGUACUCCGAUUAGUGGAGGUGCUUUCUUUCACAAAGCAGAGGAAGAGGUUAUAGUUGCCACAUCCUGAAGUGCUGUCCCUCUUCCUCGUAUCAUCAGAGGUACAAAAUAUAGCAGCUGUGUCACAGAGAAUGCUGUUAUCAGCUUUGGGUAGCCAGAAAUGUAACUGUUCUUUUCAUGUGAGGAUUUAGGAAAGCAGAAUGGGCAUGGCACAAUUUAUUUGCUGGAACACUCAGAACCGUAUCGAAGGACGUUCUUAUUUUACACAAAAUUAUGCUCAUAUAUAUGAAUAAUAUUUGUAAUACCUUGUUUUAAGCAAUACCUAAAACCAAACUAGAUACAAAAUUUAAAUGAUGUUGCCUCAUACUCUGUGUACACUUAGAAAGAAACAUGUUACACAUUUUCUGGCACAUCGCUCAGCAAAAAACAUUAUUAUAAGAAUUUACCCCCUUUUACAGGAACACAGCACCAGUGAUAACAGCAUUUUCUAAAAAAAAAACCUUAAAAUUGAGAAAAUUGUAAAAGGGAGCUCCUUUGAAAUUCUGCCAAAUCUUUUGAAUGGCCAGCAGUUUCUCAGCAAUAAAUCUCAGUCUGUGUUCCUCCAGAGAUAACUGAGAGGCUAUGCCUUCAGCUUCUCCCAAAAAGACAAUUAUUAAAACUGUCUCUCAUCCAGAUGUUUACAAACUAUUCUAAGGCCUUAAUAGCUAAAAGGGGUAUUUUUAACUUUAGGAUCCAUAAUAUGCAUGAACCAUACUGAGAUUUUUGUUUAAAAAAAAAUAGGGGGAAAAGGAAAGAAAGACAAACCUAUAUAUUAAGUGAAGACUUUGACAUUUUGUUUGUUUGUUUAAAUUAAGUUCUGAAAAAAAUGUAACUUGCUGCAUAUAUUGAAACCAUAUGUGAAGCACACACAGUUUUGCAUUUUAGAUGUGGAAUUCUAGAAUUUGGUUUAAGCUCGGUUUAGCCUCUGGAAAAGUUGGGAGAAGUUUGCUCAGCAAGAAGAUGGGUGGCUGUGCCCAACACCUGCCCAGCUGAUGGACGCAGCAGAGUGCUGUGCCUGGCACCUCUGCCCCCUACCUGGGGUAGCUGGGUGGGAAUGGGAGGGGGCAUCACAUUACUGAGUGAAAAUGGGUGCUGGCAGCACAUGGAGAUUUUCUUUGAUGUAAAGUUUGGGUGCUGCUUGCUUUUCUUCUUUUUCAAGUUCUCUUUUACGCAAAAUCAUGUGCUAGUUAAGACACCAGGGUACCUAGUUAUAAGUCUAACUAGACUUACAGAAACAAGCCUAAAACUUAAAAGAGAUUAAACUCUCCUGCUUCUUUCAUUCUUAAGCAUUUGGAAAUGGAAUACGUAAUGAUUAAAGGAAAGUACAUGAAAUGUAUUGAGCAGAAUCUAAACUUAUUUUUCAGACUUCAUUUAUAUAUCAUUAAUCAUUAUUUUAUAAUCACCAUAAACCAGCAGAUUGUCU
Chroicocephalus ridibundus (black-headed gull) is the source of this 5473-nucleotide messenger RNA. Its product is annotated as trichohyalin-like. The record is from RefSeq and is a predicted model, not a curated record. The transcript is spliced from 12 exons. Bases 569 to 2509 code for a protein of 646 amino acids. NCBI's taxonomy places the organism in Eukaryota, Metazoa, Chordata, Aves, Charadriiformes, Laridae.